Messenger RNA from Pelmatolapia mariae (spotted tilapia), 1265 nucleotides. It is a transcript of the gene sftpbb, whose product is annotated as surfactant protein Bb. The transcript is spliced from 11 exons. The coding region runs from base 112 to 1194 and encodes 360 amino acids. Gene Ontology annotation, cellular component: lysosome. Lineage: Eukaryota; Metazoa; Chordata; Actinopteri; Cichliformes; Cichlidae. The record is from RefSeq and is a predicted model, not a curated record. Gene Ontology annotation, biological process: sphingolipid metabolic process.
UCUGAUAGGGUAAAGACGAUCAAUCUGUACUUCCGCUGCAACCCAAACAGCUGCACCGAUGUUUUUAUAGUCAAAAUCAUCCGAUCUGUGUUGUCCUCUGCUGCUUAAACCAUGUCUGCAUCCGGAUUUGUUCUCGUGAUCCUCGCGGUGUCUCUGUGGCCCGGAGACUCCAGGUUUAUUACUGACCCUUUGUCAUUCAUAAAGCAGAAAUCUCUGCAGACGUUGGAUAUCUGUCCAGAAUGCAGCCAGAUCAUCCAGCUGUCGGCCAACAUGAUUUCCAGCAGCGAUACCAAGGGAGUCGUAUAUGAAAGCUUGCACGCUUUGUGCCGCCGCCUCCCUGAAGAGCAGGUGUCAGAGUGUGAUUUACAGGUGAAGACUUACCUGCCCAAAAUCCUGCAUCAAACCCCUGAUCACGUGAAACCAGGAGAGCUUUGUGCAGCUUUUGGACUUUGUGCUCCUCACGAGAAAGAGAAAGUGCAGAAACUCUCCCACCGUGUAGCUGGCACAGAUACAUCCAGCCACGCACUGGCCGCAGGAACAAAGACAGAUGAGGAGCUUAACCCAGUUUGCACCCUGUGUUUGUUUAUCAUCAAGAAGCUGGAGAGUUUGCUGCCCAAAAAUAUGACUGAGGAUGCUAUAAAGAAGGUCAUGGGAGAGGUCUGCAAUCUUAUACCUAAGCACUAUAAGGACCAGUGUGAUGAUUUCAUCAAUAAAUAUGGCGUCGAGAUUGUCGAAUUCCUUUUGUCUUCUGCUGCACCUCACACGAUAUGCACUCUUCUGCACCUCUGUCUGUUCAGUGAGCAGCCAGUUCCAGAGGUGUUCCUCCCAUCAGACUGCGACUCAUGCCGCACACUGGCUGCGCUGAGCCGACUACACCAGGGCCUCAAUGCCACUGAAGCUCAGACUUAUGCUUUCCUGGAGUCUGUGUGCGACAUUCACCCUACCGCCAUCCCAAAGUGUGAAGCCUUCACCAGUAUCUACGGCUCACGGCUGCAGAAGGUCUUGGGAAACCAGAUGGGAUAUCCUCAUGCAUGUGAAAGAGCUGAUCUGUGUGUGGCCUCGAAGCAGCUGGAACCGCUGGGAAAGAAUCGUUGUACCUGGGGACCAAGCUACUGGUGCAAAGAUGCUGAAACUGCUCAGGAGUGUGGUAAUCAAGCCUACUGUGAGAAAUACAUGUGGAAGAAGAAUGAGUGAAGCCUGCCAGACUGACUGCAGCCUUGUGCACACAAUGAUCUACUUUUUAUUAAACUGAUCAACUGUUAAAU